UUCCUCAAUUUACGGAUAUUUUAAAGUGGUGCUGCCUUUAUUCACUGAACGAGAGUCACAAUCGUUCAUUUGGAAACUUUUUACGCUUAGUUUGUGUUUGGCUAUUGAAUUGGAGCGGCUGAUUUUCCAAAAUAGAUGAUUGCCAAGUGUUGAUGUGCGAUACUAAUUUGAGCCAUUUGCCUCUUGUGGCUCUUGGUUGGCUACUGUAAUGACCGGGCGGGGCAGCUGGUUUGUCUCUAUAUCCCCUCCUCCAUAAGAACGCUUUAAACGGCACGCCGAAACCUUAUAUUCCGCUUUAUCACCUGUAAAGAGACCUACAAGUUUGCUAUCCACCAGCCAUGACUCGACGCAGUUUUGCUUUCUACAUUUUUUAAUUUAUUUUAAAGAGCUCCGAAGGAAAUCUCCACUUGGAUCACCGCUUCAUGCGUUCCUGCAGGGUAUACAAGAGUGUGUGUGACCUCCAUCUCUCUCCCCUGCGACCUCUGAGCCUCAGCCGAACUUCAACUCUUCCCCUCAUCCUCCCUGAGGCCAGACUGUAAUCCAUGGCGCUGGAGAAGCUUCUGGGGUUCGGGAAGCAGUUGCUGAGGGUGAAGGUGGUGGACUGUCACACAGAAGACUCCCGUCUGUCCCGAUGCCUCAAUACUUUUGACCUGGUGGCUCUGGGUGUGGGCAGCACACUGGGCGCUGGUGUCUAUGUGCUCGCCGGAGCUGUCGCACGAGAGAAUUCAGGUCCUGCUAUUGUGCUGUCUUUCCUGAUAGCAGCCUUAGCCUCAGUAUUGGCUGGCCUCUGCUAUGCUGAGUUUGGAGCUCGUGUUCCCAAGACAGGCUCAGCUUAUCUUUACUCUUAUGUGACUGUAGGAGAACUCUGGGCCUUCAUCACUGGAUGGAACCUCAUCCUCUCCUACAUCAUUGGUACCUCUAGUGUGGCCCGUGCAUGGAGCGCUACCUUCGAUGAGUUGAUAGGAAAGCGCAUAGAGCAGUUUUGCAGAGAGUACAUGGCCAUGAAAGCACCUGGUAUAUUGGCAGAAUACCCUGACAUGUUUGCUGUUCUCAUCAUAAUCACCCUCACAGGUCUGCUGGCAUUUGGAGUCAAAGAGUCAGCAAUGGUGAACAAGGUUUUUACCUGCAUCAACAUUCUUGUCUUAUUGUUCAUGGUGGUCUCUGGUCUGGUCAAAGGUACUUUGAAGAACUGGCAGAUAGACCCUGAAGAGAUCCUACAUGUCAAUUACACUAGUAACUCUAGCCUCAAUCUGACAGACAUCCUGCCAUCAAAAGAGAUUUUAGGAGUUGGUGGCUUCAUGCCAUUUGGUUUCACAGGCGUCCUGUCAGGAGCUGCUACCUGCUUCUACGCCUUUGUUGGAUUUGACUGCAUCGCCACCACAGGUGAAGAGGUGAAGAAUCCCCAGAGGGCCAUCCCUAUCGGCAUCGUGUCCUCCUUGCUCAUCUGCUUUGUAGCGUACUUUGGUGUUUCUGCUGCCCUCACUCUCAUGAUGCCAUACUACCUGCUGGACAGCAACAGCCCUCUGCCUGUAGCUUUUAAAUACGUUGGCUGGGGAGGAGCCAAAUAUGCUGUAGCUGUAGGCUCUCUUUGUGCUCUGUCUACUAGCCUGCUGGGUGCUAUGUUCCCUAUGCCCCGACUGAUGUGGGCUAUGGCCGACGAUGGGCUGUUUUUCAAGUUCAUGGCCGAGAUCAGCCCCCGCACCAAAACCCCGCUAACUGCAACCCUCACCUCUGGCGUAGGGGCAGCUGUCAUGGCAUUUCUGUUUGACCUGAAGGACCUGGUGGACCUGAUGUCAAUAGGAACGCUGCUGGCCUACACGUUAGUGGCUGCCUGUGUCCUGGUGCUCAGGUACCAGCCGGAGCAGCCAAGUAUGGUGUAUCAUAUGGCAAAUACCCAGGAAGAGGUGGAACUAAGCGACGGCAUCAGUGUCCCCAGUAUGGGCAUCCUGCCUGGUGUGGAGGAGAGGUUCAGCUUCAAGACCCUCCUGUUUCCAGACAACCCUCAACCAUCUACGCUGUCAGGUUUCACAGUCAACAUCUGUGCCUUUGCUAUAGGAGUGUUGAUCCUGGUGUUCAGUAUACUGGCAGUGCAGGGAGGCGAUGCUGCGUGGAACGUCAUAGCCCUCAGUGUCAUCUUCGUGAUGUGUCUCCUCUUCACCUUCAUCAUUUGGAGACAACCUGAGAGCAAGUCAAAACUUUCCUUCAAGGUUCCACUGCUACCCUUCAUUCCAGUGAUCAGCAUGUUUGUCAAUGUUUACCUGAUGAUGCAGCUGGACAGAGGCACUUGGACACGAUUUUCUAUCUGGAUGGCUAUUGGUUUAGUGAUCUACUUCGGCUACGGCAUUCAUCACAGCACCGAGGCAGCUGCUGCCCGCUCGUGUCUGGACACGGAGAAGAACGUCUUCAAGCGCGAUCAUGAAUUGGAGCUCAUGUCACCGGAAAAGGAGGCCUUCCUGCAUAGCGCCAGGGAAGAGGGUGAUGGAGAUUUUUAGGAAGCAUUAGAGCAUGCUGUGUACAUUUAAACCAGCCCUGACGGCAAUCUGUCUGCAUAAGAGUCCCUCACUGGCGUUACUCCUUUUUUUGGGGAAAGUAAUGAUAAAGAACUUCAGCCUCAAAUUCAGAAACCUGUUUUCUUUGCCCCUUGACUGCUGGGUCGAACAACAGGAUGUCUGAAGCCAUAAUUGUCACUAUUUCAGUAUUUUUUUUUUAAAUAAGGUUAUUACUCCCUUUUGCUUGGACUUCAGCUUCAACUGCUCAUUAUCGUUUGGCUGCCUGGACGGGGGUAGGACUCAUGUUCGAGAUGCCAAACAUGUCAGUGUUUUAGGGAGGUUCAAAGAUACUUGGAGACUUUAGUAUUUGUUUCUCUUCACAAUGAGUCAUGGUUGCUUCUCUGAAGAGCAUCUGGUUCAUAUUGCUGGUAAUAGGACUGCGUGCACAUGUGAUAACAGCAUUCAUCUGCGUGCCAGAAAGUUCAAUAGUGAUACAUGUUUGGUCUUUUCUGUUAAAAACUAACAACUGCUGUAUAUGUGUACAAAAUUCUGAAGAUCAGAUACCACAGCAUCAAAUACAGAUUGAUGCCUACAUAAUGGAUGUUGGCACGCUGCUCUAACGGUUCUCCCUGUCAAGUGAGAGCUUGGAAUAUACACAGUUGACUCAUCAAUGAUGUAAUUACCGUUGUUCACCAACAGAUAAAGGUCGUUGGGCCAAUGGCUGGAUGUGUAAGUGGGCCAGCAGGGAGCUGUAGCUUACGGUCUCCUUAAAUCUAUUUUAAAGUCCAGCAGAUUGCAUUGAUAGCAUCUGAGGUACCGGAUUUUUUCUUUGCAAAGGGAAAGCCUGGCAUCCUGUUCUGGUUAUAGAUUCUGGUUUUAAUGCGGGCAUACUGUAUGUCUUUGUAAGAAGCAGCCAUGAACAACAACAAGCCAUCAGAUCAGGGUGCAAAUUAUGAUGAAGAAACUGCUGACACAUAAUAUUGAACAGCAUUUCUUGUUAGAUUGUUACUUAUUUUGAGACAAAGACACAGAGAUUCAGAGGAAGUAAUUCAGUCUAAAGCCCAGCAGGCUAAAGUAUUCUCUAUAUAAAGUUUUCUCUUCACAAUAAUAGCCAUAAAAUACACUAUAUAAUACACAAAAGAUAUGAAAUCUGACAUAUGAAUUUUGAUACGUUAAGCAUCAGGUGAAGACCGAAGCAGUUGUUGAAUGUCUGUUAGUAAGAUUAGAUGAUAGGAGAUUUUCACAGUGCUGGCUGCUGUGUCUCUUUGCACCUGUAGCUUGGAAUGUUUAGGGUCUCUAUCAAAAUAAAUAAAUAAAUAAUACAGGCCGACUUUUUUUUUCUUAAAAUGCUUAAUUUGGAUAAUUGUAUUUUUUUCUCAAUUUAUUUUACACCUUUUGUCUUUUCUUUUUUAUAUGUCCUUUUGUUACCCACUCUCUAAAACAUGGUCAUUUCAAAUGUGUUUUUUAGAUUACGAAUAUUACUUAAUAUUUAUGGUUAACUAAAAGCGUACAAAGAAUUUGAUCAGCUGGGAUUUCACCACACAAACAUUUAUUUCCAUCCAUUUUUUUGUUGUUGUCAUUAAAAUAUCUAAUGCUUUUAGAUAUGUUUCCUUCUUUUGCUAAGAUUAACAGAGUACUACUAAGUAAUACUGAUUUAGCAUUGCAGCCCUGGAACACCUGGGCCACAGUGUCCACCUCAGAAUUGCUGCAGUUCGCACGUGUAUGGUGACCACACACACACACACACACGUACACACACUGUGUUGCUGCUUUGAUAAUGCUCAUAGAUAAUUAUGAUACUGUGAUUUUUGUUCACCCUGAUGCAGAGAGAGAAAUUGCCAAAAUUCUGCCUUAAACCUGAUGUUUAUAUUGUUUUCAUGUCUGUGGUGUAUUUUACAAAUACAGUCUUGUAAAAGCUGUAAAUAUGACAACAGAUCUUUUUUUUUUCUUUUUUUGCUGAGAACUGUGCACUUCACUUGAAAAAAAAAAAAUAGGCAACAUGCUGAAUCUCUAGCUGAGUGGCUGCUCUGACCACACGAGCACCAACAUAAAAAGCAGGAGGCUCCACCACACACACACACACACAUACACACACACACAUAUUUUAUGCUGCCCUGUUUGUGUCUAACAUGUUCCUUAAGUUGUGUUUACAUGAUCAGUGCAACUGAAACGUUAUCCUUGGGGUUGACAAAAUCCUUGCCUUCACUUUACUUUACCCGUGAGUGCCUUAUUAAUAAAAAAAGAAGAGCUGUACAACUAGAAAUAUGGAAUAUUGGCAUGACUGUGGCAGAAAUGUAAUAAUAAUCUGACAUCUCAUUAAUACUUUAAAUAUCACCUUUUCCACUCAUUCAAGAAUGACUUUCCUAACGCUUUUAAUUUGUAUAUGACCUACUUUACACAUAAAUUUAAAUUCAAUGAAAUCUACUUUAUAUUCAUUUUUUUAAUCAUUUUCCAUAAUUUUAUUUGCUUCAUUAUAAUCUAUCUAUGCACAUGAUAACAAAACAACAUUUCAGCUGAUUCAUCCUUUAUCUUGUGAGUGUCCUUGUUAUUUCUAAAUAUUGACGGUGUUAAAAAGUUUUUUGUUUUUUUUUCCAGGAAUUUUAGAUUUGCUUUUCUGUUGAAUCAAUACAAAGGGAUUCAUGUGGAUUUGAAAACCUGUCUGUCAUGUCAAAACCUUAUCAUAGACAUAUAAAAUAAAUAUCAUCUAAAUAUACAUAUAUAAAUAGAUAAAACUGAUGCUGCUUUAAAACCCUUCUGACGUUAAAUAUGCCUUUACAUAACACGUCACACUGAUAGGCUUUGAAUAUUUCAAGUCUAUCACCAGUGUAAAUGACCCACUCCUUCAUGUUCAUGACACUUUGCUGUGAUUAUGUCACUUUCUCAGGCUGUUUCUUCUUGUAGCCCUUUUUUGCUUGCAUUUUUCCUUGGCUGUUUGGGCUGUCAGUGAGUUUAAAAGGUUUCUCAUUUUGUUCUUCAUCAUUGUGGUGUAGUUUUCCCUCACUUCACAUUGCCUUGCUGAUUAGAGUCCUUGUUUUCUUUUUGCUGCAUUUAUACACAAAACUGGAACUUUUUGAACUUUAGUUACUUCAGGUUUAUAUCUUUGGGUAUGCAUACCUAAAUAACUUGUACUGAAAUGCUGAAUGCCGUCCUGACACUAAAGAAUAAGAAGGAAGAUGUUAACUUUUUGUUUAAUUUCACAUUAUGCAUGUUGGGUUUGAAAUGUCUUUACCUUGGCGCCACCUAUGGGUAGUAUCGGGAACGGUUUAUAGUUUAUAGCAACUUAUGGAUCAUCUUUUUUUCCUCUCUUUCUGAACUAGAAUACUGUCACAAUCACACAAAAUACACACUCAUUCUAACUCAACACUAGUAAGAACAUAGUAAUCAUUUUUCUUUUAUAUGUCAAAAAUGCCUGAAUUGUUUUUACUUGUAUCCUUGUCCACUGUUUGUCUCCUUGUUUCCUUUUCCCUUCAAGUCAGUUUAUAUGCUUCAUGCACCACCCCUGUAAAUAAAAGGGCUUUUCAAAAAUCCAGA
Molecule: messenger RNA, 6020 nt
Organism: Scatophagus argus
Lineage: Eukaryota; Metazoa; Chordata; Actinopteri; Scatophagidae
Gene: slc7a1a
Product: solute carrier family 7 member 1a
Exons: 13
Coding region: 543-2492 (649 amino acids)
Biological process (GO): transmembrane transport; amino acid transport
Cellular component (GO): plasma membrane
Molecular function (GO): amino acid transmembrane transporter activity
Source: RefSeq, a predicted model, not a curated record